CGGAUCAGGAACUAUUCUCUGUUUAUCUGAUGUGCAGAAGCCGAUAGCGCAACUUGAGAGCUUAACACCCCUUACCUUUUCGAGUUUCCAUUGCGAACAUACCGCCGCCAUGACCCGGAGCAGAUGUAUACCAGGAAACCCUGGCGGUUAGUAGGCAUUCUAUUCUGCGAGUGACGGGGCAUAUUUAGGAACUGUUGCACCUUCACGGGAGUCUAAGUUCUUAUCCAUCAACUAUACCAUCCGCAUCUAUUCGUUGACUGGUCCCUGAGUUAUCCACCAUGUCCGACUCGUACGUGGAAGUCAUGAGUCGUCACCAAGCUGAAGCUUCUAGACUCGAUCAGCAGUUUGAUCUGCUCACCAAAAACCUGAGUUACCUUGUGCAUCCUGAAAUCGCCCAGCGGCUGCCCCCAAAUCCUCGGAUCGCCGAUGUGGGCACUGGCACGGGGAUCUUCCUCCACAUGUUAGCGCCCGUUUAUUCAUCCGCCACGCUAGAUGGAUAUGAUCUUUCGCCAGCCCUAUUCUAUCCUCCCUCUAGCCGCCCACCUAACGUCAACCUAUCUACCCUGGAUGCUCGGCAGCCCGUGCCUCCGGCAUUACGUGGCACUUAUGACUUAGUGCAUGUUCGCUUGAUAGCAGCUGGUCUGCAGCCAGAUGAAUGGAGCAGCGUAGUACAGAACUUGGCACAGCUUUUGAAGCCUGGGGGUGCGAUGCAGUGGGAGGAGUGCAAUUUCAUUGGAGUCCAACACUAUCGUGGCCAGCCGGAAUCGACAGUCGCAGCGGCACGCUUCAUGGGACGUUUGUUCCGGGAUGGCCUGCAGACUCGGUUCUCACACGGCUGGUCUACUCUGCCGCAGGAUAUGAAGGCCGCUGGAUUGGAGCAGGUGCAGGAGGACAUUGUCAGCUCGGAUCGACUCCCGGAAACGCGUAAAGCCCUGACAGCAAACGGAAUGACUGCGAUAUUCUCGUGGGCACGACUCAUGGCCUCGAAGGGCGCUCCCGGCGCCUUGAGCUCAGAACGGCUGGACGAACUGGAGCGUCAAGCAGAGGCAGAUAUCCAGUCGGGUUGCUACGUGAGGUUUGACAUUCAUGUCUCGUGGGGAUUCCUUCCAAAUCCGUAAACAAGGAGAUCUUCUAUACUCAAACUCUGUCAUUAUAAUGCAAGAA
Paecilomyces variotii is the source of this 1164-nucleotide messenger RNA. RefSeq names its product S-adenosyl-L-methionine-dependent methyltransferase. The record is from RefSeq and is a predicted model, not a curated record. The transcript is spliced from 2 exons. Bases 279 to 1118 code for a protein of 279 amino acids. NCBI's taxonomy places the organism in Eukaryota, Fungi, Ascomycota, Eurotiomycetes, Eurotiales, Thermoascaceae.